This is a messenger RNA of Wasmannia auropunctata (little fire ant), 985 nucleotides long. Its product is annotated as larval cuticle protein A2B-like. The record is from RefSeq and is a predicted model, not a curated record. The transcript has 2 exons. NCBI's taxonomy places the organism in Eukaryota, Metazoa, Arthropoda, Insecta, Hymenoptera, Formicidae. Gene Ontology annotation, cellular component: extracellular matrix. The coding region runs from base 52 to 630 and encodes 192 amino acids.
AUUCGCACCAGACUCACAAGAUCGAGCGAACUACCGAUCACCCGAGCAACAAUGGCCUUCAAGUUUAUCGCUUUCGCCGCUCUGAUCGCCGCCGCUAACGCCGGUGUUAUCGCGUCCGCCCCUCUGGCCUACGCUGCGGCCCCGGCUUACGCUGCGGCCCCCACGGUCGUCGCUGCCCCCGUCGCCAAGGCCGUGGACGCCGACUUCGAUCCGCAUCCACAGUACAGCUAUGCCUACGACGUGCACGACAGUCUGACCGGUGACGCCAAGAGCCAGCAGGAGACCCGCGACGGUGACCUCGUCCAGGGUAGCUACUCCCUCUUGGAGGCCGAUGGCACCAGGCGCAUCGUCGACUACACCGCUGACCCGGUCAACGGAUUCAACGCCGUAGUCCGCAAGGAACCCGCCGCCGUUGCCGUCAAGGCCGUCGCUCCCAUCGCACACGCCGCACCCCUCGCCUACGCCGCCCCGAUCGCCAAGAUCGCCACCCCUGUGGCCCAUGCCGCACCCAUUGCCCAUGCUCCCCUCGCCUACGCCGGCUAUGCCGGUUACGCCGGUUACGCCGCGCCGCUCGCCAAGGUCGCCGCGCCCGCCAUCUCCUACGCCGCCCCCGCUGCCUACCUCCACUGAACUGUGACCUGACCACCACUUAGGAACUGAUACUUACCGAAUAAAUCUCAAUUUUCGUAGCAAGUAUAUAAGUCGUAUGAAAUUAUCUUCGCCUAUUUUCGCUGUAUUUUCGUUCAGUAAUUCAAGUUGGACUUUGAGAAAAAUCUGAUUUAAAUUGCAGGGGAUUAGCAGCUGUGUUUUCUAGAGCACUUUUUAAUAUAUAAUUAUAAUUCAUUUUCUCAUAAGCUGGUGGAAGAAAUAUUCUUCAGCCAGCUUUCUAUUGAUGAGUGUGUGUAUAUUUCUCGAUCAUUUAGAAUAAGACUUGGAAUAUUUGUGUUUUGAAUGUUGGAAUAAUCAUAAUUUUCUCACGGAAUCA